AUGUCUAACUACAACAGCAGUAAGAAGAUGAAAGCGGGUGCAAGUGACCGUGACAGCAACGACAAUGACAUGCAAUUUAGUACAAAUAUCCUUAGCAAUGCCAGUGCUGAUAUGUUUCCUGAUCAGUUUAGUACGCCGCCCAACAUUGCCAUGAUCACGGCCUGUUCACCUACUACUUUGGUUAAUCGCCUUGACCAGCGACAACCACAAGGAUCCUCUAGUCGUGUUAAUGUAGAUGAUGGGAACUACAUUGAUCCAUAUUUUCGUGGCUUCGCACCUGGGAUCAGGUUUUUCCCUCAUGAUCAAGAGCUGGUUGUGGAGUACUUGAUGAAAAAGAUUAGGAAUGAACCAUUGCCUAAGAACCGUAUUCAUGAAGUUAAUAUUUACGAAUACCAUCCAAAAACACUUGCUGAAAAGUACAAGCUAUAUAGCGAAGAUGCGUGGUAUUUUUUCACUACUAGAUCCAAAAAGUAUCCCAAUGGGAAUCGACCUGAUCGAGGAGUGCCUGGUGGAUUUUGGAAGCCUACUGGAAGUCCAGAUACAAAAAUCCUUGAUGAAAACAGCAACACGAUGGUCGAAAGAAGAUCACUAGAUUUUUAUGAAGGGAAAGGGAAAGGUGGUAAUAGAACAGACUGGAAGAUGCAUGAGUACUAUCCUACAACUAAUAAUGUUUCUUCAAGUAAUACCAAAGGCAUGAGGGUAUGA
This is a messenger RNA of Populus trichocarpa (black cottonwood), 705 nucleotides long. Its product is annotated as NAC transcription factor 25. The record is from RefSeq and is a predicted model, not a curated record. Gene Ontology annotation, biological process: regulation of DNA-templated transcription. The transcript is spliced from 3 exons. Lineage: Eukaryota; Viridiplantae; Streptophyta; Magnoliopsida; Malpighiales; Salicaceae. Bases 1 to 705 code for a protein of 234 amino acids. Gene Ontology annotation, molecular function: DNA binding.